GUCACAGUCCCCUUCCGUGUCGCUGCAUUCCGCGGGUUCACAGCAGCGCCCGUCAUGGAUGCGCCUUUGGCGCAUCCGGUGCAAGCAGAGUUCCGGAUCGUCAUUCUGGAGGCGACCAACGUGCCCAAAGAGUGCAAAAGCUUGGCCGUCUCCUGGAAGAAAGGUGCCAAGGAGGCGCUCGUGCAGCGGAACCGUGCCGAGUGGAAUGAAGCCUUGAAGAUCACCACCGCCCUCUGCCGCGUCGGCAGCCAGGAGCACUUCCAGGCCAAGUUCUGCUGGCUCCAGGUCACCUCGGAUGACGCCCUGCUGCUCCACGACAAGGUGAAUCUGGCGGAGUUUUGCGAUGGCCAGGUUCGUGAGAAAACCCUGCAGAUGAAGGCUGGACUUGGGCACUGACCCCGCUGGGCAGGGACCGCGGCAGGACGCGACGCCGGCAGCGACGCCGGCCGCGCGGCGUGUGGCGUGCGACGCGACGCCUCGUGCGAUCGUUGCUGGAGUUUUUGGGUGCAUGGAAAAGUCUGCCCGUAAAGUGUCUGAGAUGUUCAGAUCGAUAUGCAGUGGUUGAAAGUAGAUACCCUAUAUUAGACUCCCCGUACGGGCACAGUCCCCAAGUGAGAUGCUGCAUGGCCUUGACCAAGAGACACUUCGUUGAACUGGGAACCGAAUGCUCCUUUCACAGACCAGACCAGUUCCCCAGACCAUCCAUGG
Molecule: messenger RNA, 708 nt
Organism: Durusdinium trenchii
Lineage: Eukaryota; Dinophyceae; Suessiales; Symbiodiniaceae
Source: the annotation of a GenBank genome assembly